Solanum stenotomum is the source of this 834-nucleotide messenger RNA. RefSeq lists its product as uncharacterized. Gene Ontology annotation, molecular function: nucleic acid binding. The record is from RefSeq and is a predicted model, not a curated record. The coding region runs from base 1 to 834 and encodes 277 amino acids. Gene Ontology annotation, biological process: DNA integration. The transcript is spliced from 2 exons. Lineage: Eukaryota; Viridiplantae; Streptophyta; Magnoliopsida; Solanales; Solanaceae.
AUGCAUGGAGAUUUUAUACGGGUUCCACCGAAUGAGCUUAAUGUGAUGGGUUCCCCUUGGCCAUUUGCCGCUUGGGGCAUGGAUGUUAUUGGACCCAUAGAGCCUCCCGCGUCAAAUGGACAUCGUUUCAUCCUGGUGGCUAUAGAUUAUUUCACAAAAUGGGUCGAAGCUUCGACAUACAAGGCGGUGACAAAGAAGGUGGUAGCAAACUUUGUUCGCAACAAUAUAGUUUGUCGGUUUGGAAUUCCAGAAUCAAUCAUAACAGAUAAUGCGGCCAACCUCAACAGCGAUCUUAUGAAGGAAACUUGUGAAAGGUUCAAGAUUGCUCAUCGAAAUUCCACGGUUUACUGUCCAAAUAUGAAUGGAGCAGUUGAGGCUGCAAAUAAGAAUAUCAAGAAGAUUUUAAGAAAAAUAGUGGACAGUCACAGGCAAUGGCAUGAGAAGCUACCAUAUGCUUUACUUGAUUAUCACACCACAAUCAGAACAUCAAUUGGGGCAACUCCUUAUAUGUUGGUUUAUGGUUCGGAAGCAGUAAUACCUGCUGAGAGGAUGGAUGCAGUUUGUCACGGUCAACUCUAUCAGAAUAGAAUGACCAAAGCGUUCAACAAGAAAGUCAAACCUCGACGGUUCACACCAGGGCAAUUAGUAUUGAAGAAGAUCUUUCCUCACCAAGAAGAAGCCAAAGGGAAAUUUGCACCAAAUUGGCAAGGACCCUACAUGGUUCAUAGAGUACUCUCUGGAGGAGCGGUAAUCCUAGCAGAAAUGGACGGCAAAGUGAGCACAAAACCAAUCAAUUCAGACGCCAUCAAGAAAUACUACAUCUUAAGACCUUAA